UGAGGCCACGCGCAUUGCGAUCUCCGAAGACCAGAGAGAGAGAGAGAGGGAGAGGGAGAGAGUCUACGCGUCGUCGCCCACCGCUCUGGAGAGCGGCCGCGAUCGAGUCGCCGUGGCUCCGGCUGCGGCGAAGGGGCUCACCCGCCGCAAAACCGCUUCCUCUUCGAAUCGCCCCUCUUCGCCCCCACCUCGUUCUUCGCUCGAUCCCCAAGACUUACCUUUCUGGCAGCAGAAUUGGUUCGUGUUCCUGCUCUUCAUUAUGGCAUUUUCCUUCUUCGCGCUCGCCUUCUUCCUCUACCUCGGCCUUGAGCUCCCCGAGGGAUCCCCUGCCCCCGCUGCUGCCGCCGUCGAAGAUGGCGUCGAGAUAACCUACGGUAGUGUUAUUAAGUUGAUGCACGAGAAGACCAAGUUUCGGCUGCAUUCGCACGAUGUGCCGUAUGGCUCCGGGAGCGGGCAGCAGUCGGUCACUGGAUUUCCCAACGUGGAUGAUUCGAAUAGCUAUUGGGUUGUGAAGUCUCCACCUGAUUCAUCUGCGAAACAAGGCGAUGCAAUACCACAUGGAACUGUCAUAAGAUUACAGCAUAUGAAAACUCGAAAAUGGCUGCAUAGCCAUCUUCAUGCUUCGCCAAUAUCAGGAAAUUUGGAGGUGAGUUGCUAUGGAGGAGAUGACAACUCGGACACCGGCGAUGUUUGGCGUUUGGAGAUUGAGGGAAAUGGGAAGACAUGGAGACAAGAUCAGCGGAUAAGGCUGCAACACGUUGAUACAGGUGGUUACCUACACAGUCACGACAAGAAAUAUACUCGUAUAGCUGGAGGACAACAAGAGGUUUGUGGAGUUCGCGAUAAGCGUACCGAUAAUGUUUGGUUAGUAGCCGAGGGUGUCUUUCUUCCAAUUAAUUCGAGCAAGUGACAUCCUCAAAUUCUCAAUCGGUAUAAAACAUAUGCUACUCCUAUCUCGAACUAUUCAUCUUACAAAAAAAAAUAGUUAUGCUAAUUGCGAGUGAGUUCUUAGUAUGUCAAUGUGGUCAGUGGAUAAUGUUGAAGAUUAAUCCUUUUUUCCUCCACAUUUGGACAAUCGUAUAGCCAAUACUUGUUUCUACAAUGGGACAAAAUUUCGUUUGCUCUCA
Zingiber officinale is the source of this 1127-nucleotide messenger RNA. RefSeq names its product stromal cell-derived factor 2-like protein. NCBI's taxonomy places the organism in Eukaryota, Viridiplantae, Streptophyta, Magnoliopsida, Zingiberales, Zingiberaceae. The record is from RefSeq and is a predicted model, not a curated record. Bases 260 to 910 code for a protein of 216 amino acids. The transcript is spliced from 6 exons.